Messenger RNA from Penicillium vulpinum, 1239 nucleotides. RefSeq lists its product as uncharacterized. The transcript has a single exon. The coding region runs from base 1 to 1239 and encodes 412 amino acids. Lineage: Eukaryota; Fungi; Ascomycota; Eurotiomycetes; Eurotiales; Aspergillaceae. The record is from RefSeq and is a predicted model, not a curated record.
AUGCAGUGUAAUAACCCAGUUCCGGUCUUUGUCCAAACCACUCAGCAACCCCCUCCUACCUUUCUUAUCCGGCCACGGCCACGAUUUUGCAUCUUGCGUCCCGGGGGGUUUUGGACGCCUCUAAUCCCACUUGACGAGUUGCCUUCUUGGUUGGAAAUUCACAACUGGGCCCCUGACCUGUAUAUGGGGAUGUACCCGGCGUCAAUGACCUUCAUGCCACGAGAAGGGGAAUAUGAGGUUGUCUGUCAUCGCUGCUUGCAUGGUGUGAACUCAUUGCACCAGAGUUUCUCAGAACGAGAAGCUUCUUCAGUGGCCGCCAGUAAUGCCGCCACGAGCAAAGACUCUCCUGAACAGCGCGUCUCACCAAAUUGCUAUAACUCUGAUGCUGAUGCUAUGUCUUUGCCUUCGGUACUUCAUCAUCGCUCCCCAGAUCAUUGCUUGGAGCAGCCUCCUUUCAGUGCGAUACUCCAGACUCCGUUUGUCGGAAUGUGUGUGGUCGACAUGAAUUCGCAGUAUCCCGAUAUUUCUCAAGAUUCUCCUACAACGAGACGGCGUAUGAGCAUCGAGAAUUCGCUUCCUCACCAGAUCUUUGGUCCAGUCGGUAUGGGCAGCCCUCCUCUUUCCCUGGCCAAUUCGGGAAAUUCUCGCAAGCCUGACUCCCCUCAUCCACAUGCACAUGAUGCUGGAUCAUUUGGCAAGCCCAAGCGCGUUGCAUCACUGCGGAGCGAAAGCAUUGCAUCAAUGCAAAGUGCCAGUGUUGCUUCCACUCGAUCUCUCACAGUUGCUGCCAUUGAGCAAAUGAAGAGAAUGCGAAGAAGAAGGCUCUCUCGGGGAAGCAGCUUGCAGACAAGCAUGAGUGUUGCAGAAGCAACAAAUCUAUCUCAGGUCUCAGGCUCACAGAUUUCAAAGAUUUCAAAGAUUUCAAAAGUCUCAAAAGUUUCAAAGGUUUCGAAGGUUUCGAAGAAUUCCUCCAUCCGUGUUAUCUCAAAGCAUCGUCGAAGGGUUAUCCUGCGCCGUGAACAUGCGGAGGCAAGGAGAACAUGCACGUCAAAACAGUUACUAAUCUCGAUGGAGGCGCUGAAGCUGGAUCCGAAGCUGGAACAAUCAAAUUCAGCUACCAAGAGACGCGAUCGACGCGAGCGCAUGAUGAAACGCAGAAAGCAAUCUGACCGGGGCAAGCAAUCAUAUUACAACAUGAUGCGGACUCCCAAUUGGAGCCCGGGUAUGUGCAAGCACUGA